GAACCCAUAAGAACCCCAUAGAACCCCAUAGAACCCCAUAGAACCCCAUAGAAGCCCUUUGGGAUCCCCCAGAGGAUGCAGGAAAGGCAGGCGCUGCUCACGAGGCUCCGGGGCCCUUUUUCAGUCCUCGCCCCCCUUUCCACCAUCACCAACUGGGAAAGGGAAUUCAACACCUGGACCGAGAUGAACAGCAUCGUUUAUCACGGCAGCCUGGCUUCCAGGCAGAUGAUUCAGCAGUAUGAGAUGUACUGCAAGGAUGGCAGGGGUCGCCUGAUCCCCGGCGCCUACAAAUUCGAUGCCCUCAUCACCACCUUUGAGAUGAUUUUGUCCGACUGCCCCGAGCUGCGCGAGAUCGAAUGGCGCUGCGUCAUCAUCGACGAGGCGCAUCGCCUCAAGAACAGGAACUGCAAGCUGCUGGACAGCCUGAAGCACAUGGAUCUGGAGCACAAGGUGCUGCUCACCGGCACCCCGCUGCAGAACACGGUGGAGGAACUUUUCUCCCUGCUCCACUUCCUGGAGCCGUCGCAGUUUCCAUCCGAGGCCGAAUUCCUCAAGGACUUCGGCGACCUCAAAACCGAGGAGCAGGUCCAGAAGCUGCAGGCCAUCCUCAAGCCCAUGAUGCUCCGCCGCCUGAAGGAAGACGUGGAGAAGAACCUGGCCCCCAAACAGGAAACCAUCAUCGAGGUGGAGCUGACCAACAUCCAGAAGAAAUACUACAGGGCCAUCCUGGAGAAGAACUUCUCCUUCCUGUCCAAAGGCGCCGGCCACACCAACAUGCCCAACCUGCUCAACACCAUGAUGGAGCUGCGCAAGUGCUGCAACCACCCCUACCUCAUCAACGGUGCAGAGGAGAAGAUCCUGGCCGAAUUUCGGGACUCCUGCCCCCACCACGUGCCCCACGACUUCCACCUGCAGGCCAUGGUGCGAUCGGCCGGCAAGCUGGUGCUCCUCGACAAGCUGCUGCCCAAACUCAAGGCCGGAGGCCACAAGGUGCUGGUGUUCUCGCAGAUGGUUCGAUGCCUCGACAUCCUGGAGGAUUACCUCAUCCAGAAGAGGUACCUUUACGAGCGCAUCGACGGCCGCGUGCGGGGCAACCUGCGCCAGGCCGCCAUCGACCGCUUCAGCAAAGCGGAUUCGGAUCGCUUCGUCUUCCUGCUGUGCACCAGGGCCGGGGGGCUGGGCAUCAACCUGACGGCGGCCGACACCUGCAUCAUCUUCGACUCCGAUUGGAACCCACAGAACGACCUGCAGGCCCAGGCGCGCUGCCACCGCAUCGGGCAGAGCAAAGCAGUGAAGGUUUAUCGCCUCAUCACCCGCAACUCCUACGAGAGGGAGAUGUUCGACAAGGCCAGCCUGAAGCUGGGCCUCGAUAAAGCCGUGCUGCAGUCCAUGAGCGGGCGAGAGGGGAGCAUCGCUGGGAUCCAGCAGUUCUCCAAGAAGGAGAUCGAGGACCUCCUUCGCAAGGGCGCCUACGCCGCCAUCAUGGAGGAGGACGACGAAGGCUCCAAGUUCUGCGAGGAGGACAUCGACCAGAUCCUGCUGCGCCGCACCACCACCAUCACCAUCGAGAGCGAGGGCAAGGGCUCCACCUUCGCCAAGGCCAGCUUUGUGGCUUCGGAGAACCGCACCGACAUCGCUUUGGACGACCCCAAUUUUUGGCAGAAGUGGGCUAAAAAAGCCGACCUGGACCUGGAUCUGCUCAACAGCAAGAACAACCUGGUGAUCGACACGCCGCGCGUCCGCAAGCAAACCAGGCACUUCAGCACCUUGAGAGACGACGACCUGGUGGAGUUUUCUGACCUGGAAAGCGAGGAUGAGGAGAAACCCAGAGCCAGGAGGCACGAGAGGCAGCAGCAGCAGCAGCAGCAGCAGCAGCAGCAGCCCCACGUCCUGCAUCCCUAUGGGCGCACCGACUGCUUCAGGGUGGAGAAGCAUCUGCUGGUCUAUGGCUGGGGUCGAUGGAAGGAAAUCCUGUCCCACGGCCGUUUCAAACGCCGCCUCUCGGAACGCGACGUGGAAACCAUCUGCCGCGCCAUCUUGAUUUACUGCCUCCUCCACUACCGGGGCGACGAAAGCAUCAAGGCCUUCAUUUGGGAUCUCAUCAGCCCUAACGAGAACGGCAAGGCCAAGGAGCUCCAAAACCAUUCGGGCCUCUCCAUCCCGGUCCCUCGAGGUCGUAAAGGGAAGAAGAUGAAAUCCCACAAUGCUUUGGAUGUCCAUAAAGCCGAAUGGAUCCGGAAGUUCAACCCCGACGCCUUGUUCCAGGACGAGAGCUACAAGAAGCACCUCAAGCAUCAGUGCAACAAGGUGCUGCUCCGGGUGCGGAUGCUUUAUUACCUGCGCCAGGAGGUCAUCGGGGACCAGGCCGACAAGGUGCUGGCGGGGGCCAUGGCCAGCGAGGUCGACAUCUGGUUCCCCAUGGUGGAACAACUCGAGGUCCCCACAUCCUGGUGGGAUUCAGAGGCCGACAAAUCCCUCCUCAUCGGCGUCUUCAAGCACGGGUAUGAGAAAUACAACACAAUGAGGGCCGACCCCACGCUGUGCUUCUUGGACAAAGCCGGGGGACCGGAUGAGAAAGCCGUCGCCGCCGAGCAGCGCCUGGAUGGCAGCGAUGGCGUGGAUUUCGAUAAGGACUGCGAGGACCCCGAAUACAAACCGCUGCAAGGGGGGGCCAAGGAGGGGGACGAGGAGGGCGACCCAUUGAUGCUGCUGGAUGAGGAGAUUUCGGUGGUGGAUGGGGAUGAAGGUAAUGGGGUGGGGAAGGGGGGCACCAAUGGGGUGGGGGGACCCCAAAAGGGAGGGGGGGACCCCAAUGGGGUGGAGGGGGCAGCUGUGGGGUCCUCCAGGCCAGUGGUGACGUGGCCGGCCAGCUCGGUGCUGACGGCCCGCUUACGCCGUUUGGUGGCCGCGUGCCAGCGCUCGUGUCACCGGCAACGCCUGCGGGUCGAGGCGGCCGCGAGGGGGGAGAGGAGGCGGCGGAGGUGCGAGGCGGCCUGCAAGCUGAAGGAGAUGGCCAGGAGGCAGAAGCAGCAGAGGUGGACGCGGCGCGAACAGGCCGACUUCUACCGCGUGGUUUCCACGUAUGGGGUGGAAUUUGAACCCGAGACGCGGCGUUUCCGAUGGGGUCGAUUCCGAACCUUGGCCAGGUUGGAGAGGAAGACGGACGAGAGUUUGGCCAAAUUCUUCCAUGGCUUCGUGGCCAUGUGCCGACAGGUCUGCCGACUGCCGCCGGCGCCGGGCGAUGGUAGGAUGUGGGGUCGUGGGCCCCAUAGGGUGGGUUUGGGGGGUGGGAUGGGGGGUUUGGGGUGGCCAAGGGGGGUUGAGAGGCG
This is a messenger RNA of Lagopus muta (rock ptarmigan), 3329 nucleotides long. RefSeq names its product chromodomain-helicase-DNA-binding protein 8-like. The record is from RefSeq and is a predicted model, not a curated record. Gene Ontology annotation, molecular function: ATP-dependent chromatin remodeler activity; ATP binding. Lineage: Eukaryota; Metazoa; Chordata; Aves; Galliformes; Phasianidae.